UAUAGCUACUCCUUAGACAGCCCCCAAGCAACCAAAAUGGUAGCAACCCAAGUCACCGGCAAAUGGACCAAGGUCCUCGACGCCGAGAGUCUUCAACGGUCCUCCCAAGUCCUCGCUGUUGUCGAUAACAUGGCCCACGUAUUUGGAGGAGAGCUACGACCCCGCGAACCCCGCGAUAAUGAUGUCCAUACCAUCGCCCUGAAUGGCACAAAUCCAACAUCAACCAUUGCCAGACCAUCAACAUCACAGGUCCCCUCCCCGCGAGUAGGAUCUGCCUCCACAACCCUAGGCAAGAAGAUCUACCUCUUCUCCGGCCGCGGCGGCGCCGCCAUGGCCCCCAUCGACGAAGCCGGCGCAGUCUGGGAAUUCAACCCCCAGACCUCAGCCUGGAGACUCAUCACCUACCACUGCAUGACCAGCGACGGCACCGACACGCUCUACCUGCACGCAGGCUGCCCGGAAACCGGCCGUCUUUCCGACCUCUGGGCCUUCCGUCUCUCAACCCGGGAAUGGACGGCGCUGGCGUCUGCGCCGGAUCCGCCUCGCGGGGGUACCUCGAUUGCGUUUGCUGACGGCGCACUGUACCGGAUGAAUGGAUUCGAUGGGAAGAACGAGCAAGGCGGCAGUGUGGAUGUGUAUUCUCCAGAAGCGAACGCCUGGUCGUCGUAUCGGUUUGUUGCAGAUGGGGUGAGUGGGCCUGAGGCGCGGAGCGUCAGCGCGCUGCUUCCUGUGCGGAUUGGGGUCGGGGACCCUAGUGCUUUGGGUCAUCAGGGGGCGGGGAAGAUGCUGGGUGAUGUGUGGGUGUUUGAUAUGGAGGAGAGGUCAUGGAGGAGGGUAGAUGCGCAGGGUGCUGAGGCGCCGUGUGCUCGUGGGUGGUUUGCUGCUGAUGUGCUCGGUGAGAAUGCGAUUGUUGUGCAGGGAGGAUUGGAUGAGUCGAAUGGGAGGCUGGGUGAUGUUUGGAUUCUCUCGUUCUAGCAUGUCUACAGAAUACCGUAUGUGUACAUAGGAUCCGGGCUCUCUCGGAACACCUGUACAGUGAUGUGACGGGAUUGAUUGAGUCUAGUACCAUUUAAUUUAAGAAUACACGUGGAUGAAGA
This is a messenger RNA of Aspergillus novofumigatus IBT 16806, 1097 nucleotides long. Its product is annotated as Kelch repeat protein. The transcript has 4 exons. The record is from RefSeq and is a predicted model, not a curated record. The coding region runs from base 37 to 975 and encodes 312 amino acids. Gene Ontology annotation, molecular function: protein binding. Lineage: Eukaryota; Fungi; Ascomycota; Eurotiomycetes; Eurotiales; Aspergillaceae.